AUGGUACGCACGCCAGGCAGUGACGAUCAGUCGCAGCAGCAGGGAGGAGAGGGGCAGAAUGGCGGGGUAACAACAGAGGGGCAAAGCCAGCCACAGCAUGUGGGGCAGCGUGAGAGUGAAACGGUAUCCUUGCCACAUCCGACGGACAGCUUGCAACCGACGGACAGCUGGCAGCAUGCAGAGAGUUGGCAGGAGGCGGAUGGGUGGGAGGAGGUGGUGCUGCUGCUGGACCUACUGUCUCUCCCGCCCUGCCUGUACGCCCCCCCUCUCCGUGCCAUGCUGCGCGCGCCUCACACCCUCAAGCUCGGCUUUGCCUUCUCAGACGACCUCGAGUUCCUCCACCAAUCCCUCCCUUUAUACCACCGCUCCCUUUCCUCACACCACCACUCCCACUCUCCUGACCACCAGUCGCUUCACCCAGACCACCACUCCCUCCACUCUCAAGUUAAUCCCUCCCUUCUCCCAGACCAGCACCGCUCCCCCCAUUCAGAGCACGAGCACCCCUCACAGGGCCAGGACUGCUUCCACCACGUGGCACCCUUCAUAGACAUCGGCACGGCCUACCACGCCAUCCGCCGCACGCGCCUGCACCUCAAGCGCGACAACCUGCUCUCGCUCCUCACCGCCGCCGCCCCUCCCGGCUCCCUCGCCGCCAGAUCAGUGCUGCCGCCCGCGUCAGGGCUGUCAGCACUGGCGCAGGUGCUGCUGGGAGCGCCACUGGAUAAGGAGUUGCAGUGCAGUGACUGGGAGCACCGGCCGCUGUCACGCCACCAGCUGCACUAUGCUGCUGCUGAUGCCCUCUGCCUGAUUCACAUGGCGCUCGCGCUUCUCCCACUCGCUCCGCGCCCCCACGCCCUCUCUGCCCAUGCUCUUUCCCCCCAUGCCCUUUCCGCCCAUGCCCUUUCCGCAAAUGGAAAAGAUCAGGUGCGCUCUGUGGGAAAGAGCACGGACGGCAUUAACAACAGCACCAGCACUAGCAGUGGCAGCGACAGCAGUGCGAGUUCAGGCCAAGGGCGUGCAGGGAAGGGUAGGGAUGGCUUAGGGAAGCGGUUGAACUCGAGGAAAGGGAGGAAGCAGGCACGAGAGAGCAGGAUGAGAGAGGAAGGGGAGGAGGCGACAGGAGGGGAAGAAGGAGAGGGAAGUGGGGAGUCAGGGCGAGGGUCCAGAGGAGAAGCAGCGGGCACGGCUGUAGCAUGCGAGGUUGAAUCGCGUCGCAAUGAGGCGUGUUCAAACGAGGCCCUGCCUGCAGGGGAUGCUCGUGCUGACAGGCCACACAACGGACUGGUGUCACCAUAUCAUGCAGUGCGCCCAAGUGACAUGCAUGGGAACGGAUUGGUGCCGCCGUGGGAUGUGUCGCAGGGAGGUGAUGGGCAGGCGCGGUUCCUGUGUGAUUCCAUGGUGGAGGGGCUGGCACGGCAGCUGCGCUGUGUGGGCGUUGACACCGCCUCUCCCAAGAGUCUCGGGCGAGACACGUGUGACACCAGGAAGCUGAUAGAGUGGGCAGAGAGGGAGGGUCGUGUGCUUCUAACGAGGGACGUGAAGCUCUUCCGGCGCCGCCUGCUGCCGCCCACCCACAUGCACCUUAUUAGAAGCACCGACAAGCGCGAGCAGCUCCGCGAGGUGGUAACCGCGUUCCGCCUGCUCCUGUGCGAGUCCUCCCUGCUCUCGCGCUGCAUCCGCUGCAACGGCACCUUCAAGCCGCAGGCGCUGGGGCCCUCAGAGGCAGCAGCGGCGGCGCCGUGGACACAGGUGGUGCCGAGUCACGUGUUGGAUCGCGUAGCGGAGUUCUGGCAGUGCUGCCAGUGCCAGCACCUCUACUGGGAGGUGAGGGAUGACAUGUGUGUAAGAGUUGGAAACAUCUCGAAUGCCAGCAGCGGUGGUGUUAUGGUCUCAGGUGGUCCCCUGCCUUGUCUUGGCUCGAGUGGUGGAGUUCUGGCAGUGCUGCCAGUGCCAGCACCUCUACUGGGAGGUGAGGGCUGCCAGUUUGAUCGCGCCAUCAAGCAAUUCACAGAGGUGUGCCAGCUGUCAGCUGCGCUGGCACAGACGAAUGUUUCAGCCAGCAGUUGA
Closterium sp. NIES-65 is the source of this 2067-nucleotide messenger RNA. The record is from the annotation of a GenBank genome assembly. NCBI's taxonomy places the organism in Eukaryota, Viridiplantae, Streptophyta, Zygnematophyceae, Desmidiales, Closteriaceae.